Messenger RNA from Penicillium vulpinum, 777 nucleotides. RefSeq names its product GIG1 family protein. Gene Ontology annotation, biological process: N-acetylglucosamine metabolic process. The record is from RefSeq and is a predicted model, not a curated record. The coding region runs from base 1 to 777 and encodes 258 amino acids. The transcript is spliced from 4 exons. NCBI's taxonomy places the organism in Eukaryota, Fungi, Ascomycota, Eurotiomycetes, Eurotiales, Aspergillaceae. Gene Ontology annotation, cellular component: cytoplasm.
AUGCUUCACUCUAAGCGACCAUCAACGGGCGCUCCAAUCAAAGCCCUCAACGAGAAAUUGACCGAUGCCGAUGCGGAGGCCUUGCGCUUUCCCGAUUACAGCUUACCCUCUGAAACCCUCCCGUUCUGGCUCGUUAAUGUACCUCGGUCGCAAUGGACUGUCGAAUGUCCUAGCUUUCUACGUGAUCAAAACCCGAAGAAUAUACAAUGCCUUUCGACCCCUGACCACCUUUAUACCCGACAAAAAUGGGAGGAAGUGAAGGAGAUCACAAAAACCAACCGGAUCGAUCGAUUCCAGCGUGUGCCAAGCGAGCUGCGAAAGUAUCUGGAAUACAUGGCGCAUAUCAAGGCGGAGUAUACAUCCGUCAUGAGGUUUAUGAUCAAGGAAAGACUGGGUUGGGGGAAUGGAAGCCUGGAAGAUAUCAAGGCUAGAGGUGGUCCUUUUGAAUACGAGGAGGACAUCCGAAUCAUAUACAAUGACUGGCCAUAUGGUGUUGAUAAGGACAUCAUCCAUCUGGUAGUGUGGACCAAGUUCCAGCUGGAAGAUGACCCAACCACAGACGACCUUACGCCAAGCACACGAGCGGCCAUAGAGAGCUAUGUGCAGGAGAAAUUUUGCUCCCGGAUGCCACGCGAACAGGUGGUCUGGUUCAAGAACUGGAAGUCACUAAAGUCGGUUCCUGGAAUAGAACACUUCCACGUCAUGCUCCAUCGUCCCGAUAUGGAAUUUAUUAAGGAGAUCACCCGGGGAGAUGUACCACUGAUUGAACGGCUGUGA